GGUGCAGGAGGAUUGUUGUACAAACGUGCGUGUUUCUGCGACGCAGAAACGUCGGGCCCUCCAAAUCAACUUUACAAAGGGUUCACGUUUCCGCCAGGCUCCCAAGGUGGAUGUUCUGCGAGCCAGGAACAGUCGAGUUCAUUCUUGAAAUCUGCCAUUUUUGGAAGCUGACUAAGGCGUGGGAACCCCUUUGUCGAGUCACGACAUUCGUUAAAGCCUCCAGCGAUAUUCAAGCCUACAAUGAUACCUCGAAUAUCUUGUUGAAACCCAUCUCCUUCCUAGUCCUUAUACAUUAACUCAUAACACAUUCCCAAAUCCUUAUUCCGAAGACCGACAUGUUGUUUGAAGAGUACGAGUCCGAGAGCCCUCGUGUCCCAAGUCCUUGGGAUCCAUUCUUGCCCUCUCCUCCUUCCGAGUCGUCCUCUUUUCAGGCGAACGGAAAGGCUGGCAUUCCGAAACUUGUUCCCGAGGUCGAAGAGGGGAAUGUGGAAUACAAGCUCAAGCUUACACAGAUUUCACCAGCCCGCUUUGCUCGGUUGGUUACCCAACUCAAGUGGCGUCUCCUCGAAGGCGGGGGUCAAGCAUACUACGAACUUGGUGUUGCCGAUACCGGUGCUUUGAUCGGCUUGACACGAGCUGACCUUGAAGAGUCUCUGGAGACCCUCGAGAUGAUGGCAGGCGAGAUAGGUGCUUCAGUCAUCGUCGUCAAAGAGAUCGAGGUACCGCCCAUUAUGGUUGCACUUGCAGACAAGAUCAGUGGGUAUCUUGAUCCGGAGACAGGAGAGUGGGCGGACAAGAUGAGCAGCAAGCGUCCAAGAGCUGCUCUUUCUGACAGCGGGACGUCUACCACUCCUGCUAUGACAGAAGCUGAGACUGAGACAUCCACUGCGGAGUCAACGGACGCUGAGGACGGUUGUCAGUUGAAUACACCUGCAUUGGCGUCGCAUCUAUCGCUCCACCAAGCCGUUCCCUCCAUCUUUACCCAUCGUAUAGCUUUAAAUCCCGAGAGACCCACAGCUCAGUCUUCGCCAUCCCUCUUGUCCUUAGACGACGACCUCGCGCUAUUCAGCAUGGAGCCCGAACCCGCUCUCAGCGAUACGGAGAGCAAGAGUACCCCCGACCCGGUCAUUCCCGACGUUGACCUGGAUGUAUACUUGGACGUCUCGGUUGCCCUGGAGAUCGCCUCAGUGUUCAAGCCUCGGCCCCUCCGUAAACACGCACACAGCGUCCACGCCGUGCAUGCCGUCCAUGGAUCAUCUACCGUAGGCCAUUUCGGUAAACGGGUACACAAGCCCAAGCAGAGGAAAAUCCAUCCUUGGCAUGCAGCUUCUCACUUCAUUCAUCCAACUGCUCCGGUGGAUGAGGAGGAGACGAAGGAGGCUCGGGCGCGUAACCGUAGGACCGCAAGGGAUAAGCGGAGGGAGGAGAGACGGAAAGCUUUACUUGUUGCCGCCGAACUUACGGUGGCUGGUUCGCCAAUUAUCCCUGUGGACGUCUCUAUGGAGGAUGCCGAGUCACAAGCGGACGGUUUGGUUACAGGACUGGAAGCUCUUCAUGUUACCAUGGAGGACCCUCCAUCCAAUUUGACUGCAGAUGAGACCGUCAAUGCUGUGUCCGAACUGGUAUCGCAUGUGGACGAAGACCUCGAGGAGAAAGCAGCUGAGGUGAAGACGGCGACAGGUGCCGGUAACUUAGAACCACGAUUGAUCGUGGAGGCGUUAGUGGUUCGGAAGCUGUCUAUCGAGGACGAUUUCCUCGAUUUUGGGAACCUCGGAGGCUUUGCUCUUUCCUGACGAAACGUCAUGUCUUAUUAGGUGAUCAUCCUCACCUGUCAAUGCAAGACCAAUCAAUCUCUACCAUCAUUCAUUACAGACAGUACCAUACAUCGACAGUGCGUUUCUAUGCCCUGCCAGCUAGAUAUUCUUAUUCCUUCAUUGUUUUGUACCAUCAGCAUGUAUUGUAUCAUCUUGUACUUCUCUUCUCAAAAAUCUACUUGCUUGGCUUAAGAAUGUCUCAACUCAGCAAGGCCUUCUCUCAUGGCAUUGCACCAAUGUCGUCCUCUUCGCGAGUCGGUUGCAGUCGGACGAAGCAUUCUUGGACUGCGGGUAGCUUCAUAAAUAGCUUUCAUGCAUCGUGACCUGCUCGUACGUCCUUGAAUUCAUCGGCCGGAGGGUAUAUCCUUGGUAAUGACCCAUGACGUUCCUAUCAGGCCUGGUCUGUCUUGCCUCACGACGUUUACCUUUGCUGACGUCGAUGUCCUUGCUGAACAGCUGGCUUCGAUGUAUACCCUGCAGUUUUGGUCGAUUUUCACGCUCCUGGGAUAUGGCCUAGAAGUUCACUAGACAACAUGGAGCAGGUAGGCUGUUCACAUUGACCGCAUGCCACUGAACUUUGAAGUUAGCUUCGCCGGGAAGUCAGAUUGAUGUUUCGGUGCCUUACAGUCAUAUUUGAUGACAAGAUGCUUGCCCGCCUCAACUCUUCCACAAGUCACUGCUGCUUGCGACUUCACAAGACUGCAAGCGUCAUCGUGAACAUGGAAACGUUCAAUUCGAUCUACUACGAUCAUCGUGAUCAGUUUGCGAUCGUCCACAUAAGGCAAGUUCGUAAGUUGUGCAAUGUUCGCGGCCACCCUUCGAGGGAGCAAGUGCGAGGCACAGAAGGCAAGAACAUUUAAUUUGUCACGUACACGGUAGUCGGAACUUGGACACGGUCCUUAUCUCUCCCCAAUGGCCAUCUCAAAGGUCUUCACGAAGAACAUGGGCAUGUCGGAUUAUAUCGGCUAUUGCCGCCGGUCCGCAAGGCAGCCUUCCGUCUCUUAACAAAGCAACAAUUUCAGUACUGAACUCUCUAAGUGAAAGCUCUAGCACCUCUGCGUGAGAGUUGACAAUCAACAUGCGUGAUUUACA
Molecule: messenger RNA, 2906 nt
Organism: Somion occarium
Lineage: Eukaryota; Fungi; Basidiomycota; Agaricomycetes; Polyporales; Cerrenaceae
Source: the annotation of a GenBank genome assembly